Messenger RNA from Elephantulus edwardii (Cape elephant shrew), 945 nucleotides. Its product is annotated as olfactory receptor 10AG1-like. The transcript has a single exon. Gene Ontology annotation, molecular function: olfactory receptor activity; G protein-coupled receptor activity. Lineage: Eukaryota; Metazoa; Chordata; Mammalia; Macroscelidea; Macroscelididae. Gene Ontology annotation, cellular component: membrane. The record is from RefSeq and is a predicted model, not a curated record. Gene Ontology annotation, biological process: G protein-coupled receptor signaling pathway. The coding region runs from base 1 to 945 and encodes 314 amino acids.
AUGAAACAGGAAUGGAAAACAAUAGAAGGCAAUAUUUCUACGGUGACACAAUUUAUCCUGCUGGGAUUUUCUGAUCUUUCAAAUCUCCAAGGGUUUUUGUUUGGAUUGUUCCUCAGCAUUUAUAUGAUUAUUGUGAUUGGAAAUAGUCUCAUUAUAGUACUGAUCAAAAUUGAACCUGCACUACAAAAACCAAUGUAUUUUUUCUUGGCAAAUUUUUCUUUUUUGGAAAUCUGUUACGUGUCUGUCAUUCUCCCUAGGAUGUUGGUGAACCUUUGCACUCAGGAUAGAAGUAUUUCUUUACUGGAAUGUGCCACCCAAAUGUGUUUCUUUCUUAUGUUGGGCGCCACUGAAUGUUUCCUCCUGGCGGUGAUGGCUUAUGACCGCUAUGUGGCCAUCUGUAACCCUCUGCACUAUCCUCUAGUCAUGAAUCAAAAGAUGUGUACCCAGUUAGCAGUUGGCUCCUGGAUCAUAGGAAUGCCCAUCCAGAUAGGGGAAACAGCUCAGAUUUUUUCCCUGCGGUUUUGUGAUUCAAAUACAAUUAAUCACUUCUUUUGUGACAUCCCUCCCAUUAUCAAACUGGCCUGUGGGGACACAUCUCUUAAUGAGAUUAUUACCUUCGUACUAGCUGUGGUGAUUGUUUCAGUCCCUUUUACGUUAAUACUCGCGUCAUACAGCAAAAUCAUUUCCACCAUUCUGAAAUUACCAACGGCCUCGGGAAGAGCUAAAGCCUUCUCCACAUGUUCUUCGCACCUUCUGGUAGUGCUUUUGUUCUUUGGCUCUGCUACCAUCACCUACUUCAGUCCUAAAUCCAAUCAUUCUGCAGGAAGAGACAAGCUGCUUUCCCUUUUCUAUACCAUUGUGACUCCCAUGUUUAAUCCCAUGAUAUACAGCCUCAGAAAUAAGGAAGUUAUUGCAGCAUUGAGAAAACUAUUGUUUAAAAAAUAG